Messenger RNA from Thlaspi arvense, 354 nucleotides. NCBI's taxonomy places the organism in Eukaryota, Viridiplantae, Streptophyta, Magnoliopsida, Brassicales, Brassicaceae. The record is from the annotation of a GenBank genome assembly.
AUGGUUGCAGUUAGGGUGGCAAACGAGCUCGGUGCAGGCAACGGAGGCGCAGCCAAGUUUGCGGCGGCGGUGUCGGUUGUGACAUCCACAAUCAUCGGCCUCUUCUUCUUUCUCGUGAUUAUGAUCUUCAACAACCAAGUUGACCUACUCUUCUCUUCAAGUGAGCCUGUGCUCAAAGCGGUAGAUGACCUCAAACUUCACUUAGCCUUCACCAUUCUCCUCAACAGUGUUCAGCCAGUUCUCUCCGGGGUGGCAGUAGGUGCAGGGUGGCAAUCUAUCGUGGCAUACAUAAACUUAGCUUGCUACUAUGUCGUUGGAGUCCCCCCUUGGAAUUCUUCUGGGAUGGACUUUUGA